CACCCAUAGCUGCCAGAAUAUGAUCGCUCAGGUGACUCUGUUGUUGGUCGUCUCGACCGUGGCUCUGGCGGGAGGACACGGCGGCUACGGUCAUCACGGAGGAUCCAGCAAAACGUACAGGAAACAGAAUGACCACGGCCACUACAGCUUCGGCUACGACAUCGUCAACGGUUACGGCGCCGUCAAUGGCCGCCACGAGACCGGCGCGGCGUACGGCCCCGUGCACGGCUCGUACUACCUGGGCGACAUCGACGGCCGCCACAGGCAGGUGCACUACGUAGCCGACAAGUGGGGCUUCCGAGCCAUGGUGAAGACCAACGAGCCCGGAACCAAGAGCAGCCUGCCGGCCGCCGCUCCCUAUCACUCGGCCCACGGAAAGACAGUGCCCGCCUACGGUCACGGUGGAUACGGUGGAUAUGGCGGAUAUGGUGGAUAUGGAGGAUACGGUGGCUACGGAGGCUAUGGAUACUACGGCUAGGAUGUUGUCUUCGUUUUUCUAGUGCUUCCACGUCUCCCUUCGAUGUUCUUCUCUCGUGCACCUUCCUUGUCAGCAGCUCCUGUGGCUUGUGGCUAUAGUUCUUCACUUCCCCUUGUUCUUUCAGCAUAUAUGUAAACCAAAGAAAAAUGUAAGAAAGCCCCAAAGAACUGAAGACCUUACGUGCGCUUGCCCAUGUCAAGACGAUGACUUUUUCCUAAAUGUGCUCUCUUAAUUUCUACGCUAUUUCUGCUUCUCCGCCUGUUUGCUAUUUCUGACGUUUCAUCUCUCCAGGUUCUCCGUUUUCGCCUAAAGCUUUUCUCUACCUCCGGUGCUCUAUCUUCGCUUGUUGUGCAAGAAUGCUGUGUAAAUAAAUGUACAAUGUCCACGGAUCACA
Messenger RNA from Rhipicephalus microplus (southern cattle tick), 872 nucleotides. RefSeq names its product adult-specific rigid cuticular protein 15.7. Gene Ontology annotation, cellular component: chitin-based extracellular matrix. The record is from RefSeq and is a predicted model, not a curated record. Gene Ontology annotation, molecular function: structural constituent of chitin-based larval cuticle. Lineage: Eukaryota; Metazoa; Arthropoda; Arachnida; Ixodida; Ixodidae.